Messenger RNA from Hemisphaericaspora subhashii, 3621 nucleotides. RefSeq names its product Uso6p (gene USO6). The transcript has a single exon. The record is from RefSeq and is a predicted model, not a curated record. Lineage: Eukaryota; Fungi; Ascomycota; Pichiomycetes; Serinales; Debaryomycetaceae. The coding region runs from base 1 to 3621 and encodes 1206 amino acids.
AUGGCUGAGUAUUUAGCUGCAGCUGGGGUAUUAUCCACAGCCUUUUCAAUCAAAUUAUUCAGUACUAAAGCGAAAGAAUUGGAUACCGUAAAGCAUGAUCUUGAAUCUCAAUUGGUCCAAGUUAAACAAUCGCUGGAUUCAAAAGCCAAAGAAUUAGACCAAUUACUUAAAGAAUCAAGAGAAUUUAAAUUGAAGCUGGAUGGUGCUCAUAAAGAAGUCGUUAAAGAUUUAGAAACGAAGAUUAAAGAAUUAACCAAAUCCAAAGAAGAAUUAACUGCUUCUGAAGCCCUGUUAAUGAAACAACUUAAGAACCAAUUGGAAAUUGUCACUGGGUAUGAAAAACAAGUUAAAGAUUUAGCUUCUGAAUUAGAGAACACCAAAUCAGAAGUAAGUAAAUUAGAAGAGAAUUAUGAAUUCAAAUUGAAUGCUCAAAUUGAAAAAUUGAUUGCUGAUAAAGAUUUAAGAAUUCUUGAUUUAGAACGCACUUUAGAUGAAACCAUUACACAACUCACCAAUCUGAAGAAUACUAUGAAUGAAUUAGAAGCUGCUAACAACCAAUUGAUUCUUGAGCUCAGACAAUCCCUUGAAGAAACAAAACGUAACCUUGAAGAUAAGACCAAAUCCUAUGAUGAUUUACAAUCCCAAUCUACUAAGCAAGAUGAAGAGAACAAAGAAACAAUCAAAUCCCUUGAAGAGAAGAUUUCCAAAUUAGAAAAUGAUAUUGAAUCUAAAGAGAAAGAAUUACAAGAAGCAAACAAUAAUCUCAACGAUUCCAAUGAAAAAAUCUCACAAUUAGAAACUGAACUUUCACAAUUGAAAUCCGAAAAGGAUCAAUUGAAUGAAGAUCUUUCCAAAGAAAAAGCAACCAAUGCCGAACAAGUCGAAAAGAUUUCUCAAUUAGAACAACAAAUCAAAGACAAAACCGACGAGAUCCUUGAAUUAAACGAUCAUGUUCAGAACUUUGAACAAUUCUACUUCAAUUUUGAAGACUUACUUUCCGCUUUGAAAGAAGUAGACCCAGACGUACCAUCUUCAGUCUUGGAUACCGGAAUUCAAACUCCAGCCGAUACCGAACUUGAAGAAUCAAUUGAAGUAAUUGAAGCUGGGGAUGUCGAGAAAUCAAUUUCAAACAAAAGUUCUACUGAAGGAUUUGAAGUGGUACCUAGAGUAGUUAUUGACCGUCAAUUUAACCUCAAUGGGACUAUUCAAAGAGUUCGUGAAUAUAUUACUUCUCUUCAAAGUCAAAUCCAAGAAAAGGAUCUUAAGAUUGAUGAAUUAGAACUGAGGGUAGUUACUAUUGAAAAAGAAGAAACUCCAGUCGAAAGUGAAGAAGAAACAACACCAAAAUUGGAAGUUGCUGAAGCUGUUGAAGAAGAGUCCAAAGAAGGUAAUGAAAACGAAACUACCGAGUCUGAACAUCAACAAGAAGGUGAGCAAGAACAUGGCGAAGAAGAAGAGGAUCAAGAAAAUGAAGGUCCAAAAGAAGAAACCUCAAGAGAUAUCGAAGUCAGUCCAACACCAGAAGAGGUGGAAGUAACGGAAUGGGCUAAAACCGUCGUGGACAGCGAACAAUUGAGACAAAAGCUUAAUGAAUUGGCAAAAGAAUAUCUGAGAAUGAAGAGAGAAGUACGCAAUACAGUCGAACUUGAACAAAAGACCAAAGAGAUCCAGCAAUUGAAUGCUACUAUCCAAGAAUUAGAACAACAAUUAGAAGCCGCGAAGAAGGAGGAAGAAGAACAAUUAGAAGCUGCCAAAAAGAAAGAGGAAGACUUAAAUGCAGAAAUUAAGAGAAUGGAAGACGCAAAAAAUGCAGAAUUAGCUAAAAAACAACAAGAAGCUGACACUCGUGAGGAGCAACUUAAGAAAGAUGCAGAUGCGGCUGCCGAAGACUUGAACUCAAAGAUUGCUGAAAAGGAACAAGCUAUAAAGACUAUUAGUGACGAAAAGAGCAUGGUUGAAGCACAAUUGGCAACAACAACUUCAAAACUUGAAGAGGCAAAGGAAAAAGAAGCACACUUUGAAGACUUACAGGAACGCAUGGAUAAAAUGCACAAAGAUCAAAGCAAAGAGCUUGAGGGUGCUUUGAGCACUAUCAAGGAACAUGAAGUAACCAUUGGGAAGUUUAAAGAAACAGCCAGUCAAUUAGAGACCGAGAAGCAGAAUUUGAGUAACGAGAUUACAGAAAAGCAAUCAACCAUCGAUCAAUUAAAUGUGCAAAUCGAAGGGUAUGUUUCUGAAAUUAACCAAUUGAAGGAACAAAAAGACUCAUUAGCUAAAGAAUUGGAAACUGCAAAGGAAGAUGCUAAACAACAAGGUGAAAAGGUUAGUGCCUUGGAAAAACAAAUUGAAGAAAAGGAAGGUGAAUUAACUAGAGUGAAUGAAGAGCUCAAGGGCAAGGAAGAUGCAUUAACCAAGUCUCAAGAAGAGUUCAAGGACAAGGAAGCUGAAUUAACCAAGGCGCAAGAAGAUCUCAAGGGUAAGGACGCUGAAUUAGCCACCUCUCAAGAAGAACUCAACAAGAAGGAAACCGAAUUAACCAAAUCUGAAGAAGAUCUCAAGAGUGUCCAAGGUGAAUUAGAAGAAGGUAAGAAGACGGUUGAAGAAGCUAAGAAGAAGAUAGAAGAAGUUACCAGGUUAGAAGAACAGAUCAGUGGGUUAAAAGCUGAGUUAGAAGAAGCUAAGAAGAAGGGAGAAGAAAUUCCCAAGUUGGAAGAAAAGAUCGCAGGCUUACAAGAUCAAUUAGAAGAAGCUAACAAGAAGGCAGAAGAACUUGGUAAGCUUCAAGAAGAUCUUAGACUUAAAGAUGAGGAACUUUCAACUUUAAAACAGGAUGUUCACUCCAAGCAAGAAGCUUUAACCAAAGCUGAAGCAGAUCUUAAAAUUAAGGAAUCUGAAUUGGAAAAGUCUCACCAAGAGUUGACUGAGAAAACUGACAAAUUAGCCAACGUUGAACAACAAUUGAAGGAAAAGAAUGAGUUAGUUGAAAAGAUACAACAAGAAGCCAGCUCAUUAAGAGAUCAGGUUCAAACCAAGCAACAAGACUUAGAUAAGUCUGUUGAAGACCUUAAAACCAAAGGAGAAGAAUUGACUAAAGCUCAAGAAUCACUCCAAUCUACCGAGGAAGAAUUGAACAAACUCAAGGAAUCAAAGGGAAAAAUUGAAAAGCAAUUAGAAACACUUAAGGAAGAAUCAAAAGCUAGUAAAGAAUCUGCUUCUAAAUUUGAACAACAAGUCAAUGAAAAGGAAGAUGAAAUCAAGCAAUUAAAGUCAGAUAUUGAGAAUAAGACCCAAGAAGUUCAAGCUAAAGAAGGGGCCUUAAAAGAGUUGCAAAAGGAAGUUUCAGAAAAGGAAGAAGAGAUUAAUGGAUUAGGUAAAACAAUCCAAGACAAGGAAAUUGAAUUGAAUGAACAACAAAAGAUCUUGGAUGAAAAGGUUGAAGAAGUCAAUAAGCUUGAGGAAGUUGUUAAGACCAAGGAUGAAGAAAUCAAAACCAAACAAGAGCUUAUUAAAGCCAACGCAGAAAAGAUCGAGGCGUUGGAGAAGUCUAAGCCUGCAGAAAAUGGGGAUGGAAUUAAAGCAGGUGAAGGUGAACAUCAAGAUGAGACUCACAAUGGUCAAUAA